Messenger RNA from Dioscorea cayenensis subsp. rotundata (Guinea yam), 1873 nucleotides. RefSeq lists its product as uncharacterized. The record is from RefSeq and is a predicted model, not a curated record. Gene Ontology annotation, molecular function: lipid binding. Bases 317 to 1501 code for a protein of 394 amino acids. Lineage: Eukaryota; Viridiplantae; Streptophyta; Magnoliopsida; Dioscoreales; Dioscoreaceae. The transcript has 6 exons.
AUCUUUCUCGGCAUCAAUGCGUUUCUAUAUUCACAAGAAAAGUCUCUUAAACUGUUAUACUCUGGGUCUUCUUCAAGUCUUUAUUAGUUUAGUUUAUUUAUUUAUUUUAAAUAGUUAGAUUUCCUUUGGGGAAUCCUAAUUACACACACGUUAUAGCUUCAAUCUAUGUGAAUCCUUAUCCGCUCACCGCCUUGUGUUCGGCUUCGUGUCGCCAUAUCGUCGAACGAUUUCGGUGCGCUCUUGCAUUCCUCGUUCAGGGGAAAACUUUGGAAUCGCUGAAGUGUUACUUCGAAGGGAUUGUGGAGUUGGUGUCGAGAUGGCGCUGGUUCUUGAUGUGGUGAUGGCUGUGCUGAAGAAGCAGACGAUUGAGGAAAUGGUUUCGGAGCUUGCUUUCUUGGCUGCGUUGCUUUGGAUCGCGCUGCUUGUUGGGUUGUUGGUUGGAUGGGCUUGGAGACCGCGCUGGGUUGGGAAUUUUGUUGGAGAGAAGGGGAGUUCGGGUGGGGUGUUGAAGACGGCUUCGGAUUCUUUGGUUGCUGGUGAGAGCUCCGGGAAUGAGGAGAAUGGAGUGGAUUUGAUGAAGUCGAAAGUGCCGGAAUUGGCAGUGACUUCAGAGGAUUUGGAUCAUCUUUGCAAGCUUGUGGAGAUGACAGAUGGUGGACCGUCCUGGCACCAAAUGAUGGAUAAAUCUCUGCCCAACAUGAGCUAUCAGGCAUGGCGGAGAGAGCCUGAGACGGGGCCUCCGCAGUAUCGAAGUAGGACUGUGUAUGAAGAUGUGACUCCCGAGAUUGUGAGGGAUUUUUUUUGGGACGAUGAGUUCCGGCUGAAGAACAAAUGGGAUGACAUGCUCCUUCAUUAUUCUACGUUAGAGGAGUGCCCCACUACAGGGACAAUGGUGGUUCAUUGGAUUCGAAAGUUUCCUUUCUUCUGUAGUGAUAGAGAGUACAUUAUUGGUCGACGAAUAUGGGAAUCAGAAAGAACAUAUUACUGUGUGACAAAGGGAGUGCCUUACCCUUCAGUACCUAGACGGGAUAAACCCAAGCGUGUUGACUUGUAUUAUUCAAGCUGGUGUAUUCGUCCAGUUGAAUCAAGAAGGGGCGAUGGCCAGCUUACUGCCUGUGAAGUCAUACUGUUCCAUCACGAAGACAUGGGCAUCCCUCGGGAGUUAGCAAAGCUGGGGGUUCGACAGGGCAUGUGGGGCCUGGUUAAAAAGAUCGAACCUGGCCUUCGGGCAUACCAGAUUGAGAGGCAAGCCGGCACCCCCCCUUCACGGUGUGCCUUUAUGGCACAAAUCAAUACCAAGAUCAAUUCUGACUACCUUAGAUCAUUGGAUACUAGCAACAAUGUAUCUGAUAUUGUAGAAGCAGAAGAUGAGAAACGGCAAAAAAAUAGCAUACCGAGGUUCCUCAUUAUCGGUGGGGCUGUGGCCCUAGCUUGUACACUCGAUCGAGGGUUGUUGACAAAGGCCAUCAUAUUUGGAGUUGCAAGGAGGCUUGGAAGGUGACCCAGAAGAUUAUAAUUAUGAGUUGUAACUAGUUGAGGUUUCACUUAGCAAUUAUACCUACAAUUAUCCAGGCGCUCUCGGUGGUACCUAGUUUUCCACAACCGUCCAACAUAUCAUGUUGUUAUACGCAUAAUAUUUAAGUGCAAUCCACGGGAGAGUGCAAAAGGUCACGCUCUUCUUCUUUAAAAUAAUCAAAGAUAGAGUUGAUCUUUCCUCGCUAGAACUUUCUUUUUCUUCUGAAGAAAUAAAGAAUGUUGUGUUCGAUCUUAACGCAGAUAAGGCUCCAGGUCUAGAUGGAUUCCCUAUGUUUUUUUAACAAAAACAUUGGAGUUUUAUCCAGGGAGAUAUAUUUAAAAUCUGUAGUGAUUUUUA